ACCUAAACAUAUCAAACUGUAUAAAAAAAUUUAUAAACCCAGCCCUUGAGUCACUAGUAACCCAUACAAGUGAUUGAUGUGGCGUUCAAUUGAAAUAAAAAAAUGAAUAAUUUAAUAAAAGUGCUAAUCUGCUUGUUUAUUAUAAAUAUUAAGAUAUAAUUAGUAAUACAAGAUAAAUUAGGUGGUAAAAGUACGUAUUUCAUUAUAGAAGGUAUACCAUCAUAAAAUUUUCUAUGAUAACAUUUCGGAGGAUAUAAUAAAUAUGUGUAAACGUACGUUCAGAAACUACCCUUAUUGUUAGUAUACUUUAAGCAUUCUAAUAGCAGCAUAACCUUUCAAGCAGUUCAACUACGUUUCAAAUUAAAGCGUGAAAAUUUAUAUUAUACAAUAACUCUCUUAUUGCAAAUUCAACCUUUAUUUAAAGAAAGAACCAAAAAUCAAUUUCAACUUUAAAUUGUACAAAAUUAGUACUAUAUGAAUGUAUUACUGUUGUAAUUUUCCAAAAGAAUUUUAUCACACGCAAAAUAGAAUAAAACUUCAAGUUUCUAGAUAAGUUUAUAGAUCAAAAUGUCUACAAAAAAAGUUUUUUCGUUAGUCUUUAUUAGAAAAACAGUAGAAAUUUUAUUGGGCUUCAAAAAACGAGGAUUCGGAAAAGAUAAAUGGAACGGUUUUGGCGGUAAAGUGGAACCUGGAGAAUCAAUUUUUCAAGGAGCUGUGCGUGAAUUAAAAGAAGAAUGUGGUUUAUCUGCACAAAAAUUAAAAAAAGUUGGAAUUUUAGAAUUUGAAUUUGAGGGAGAUGAAGUUCUAUUAGAAGUUCAUGUUUUUGAAACAUAUGAGUAUCGUGGAAAGAUAAUAGAAUCUGAAGAAAUGCGACCAAAAUGGUAUAAUUUGAAAGAUAUUCCUUUCAAACAAAUGUGGCCGGAUGAUGAAUAUUGGUUCCCUUAUAUGUUACGAGGGGAAUUAUUCAGAGGAUAUUUUUUGUACCGAGGUCAAGACCUAAUUCUUAAGUAUAACAUUGAAACUAUGGAAGAACUACCAGCAUUAGAUUGUAUCUCAUAAUAUU
Messenger RNA from Bombus huntii, 1063 nucleotides. Its product is annotated as oxidized purine nucleoside triphosphate hydrolase-like. The record is from RefSeq and is a predicted model, not a curated record. NCBI's taxonomy places the organism in Eukaryota, Metazoa, Arthropoda, Insecta, Hymenoptera, Apidae. The transcript has 3 exons. Gene Ontology annotation, biological process: DNA protection. Gene Ontology annotation, molecular function: 8-oxo-7,8-dihydroguanosine triphosphate pyrophosphatase activity. The coding region runs from base 568 to 1059 and encodes 163 amino acids.